AUGGCAGCCGCUGCUUCCUUUCAACGCCUGCCUCACAGCACAAUACCUCUCGAUCUAGGCUCCGACCCUUACUCUACUGCGUCCUCCUACAAGACUCCAGGCAUCGAUACUUUUGCGCGCAAGAAGUUGUCGCUGUCGACAUCGCUCGGAGGACAUGCAUCCCGGGCGUCGCCGAGUAAACAGAAGUCAUCACUCUGCCAUAUCGAUACGGACAUGACUUCCCACACCACCACCAUCCCUGCCGGCACAGCGACACGGACGCAUGCGAAAUUGCACAAGCGCAACUCCUCCGGCAAUUCGAUACCAGCAUCGCCGUCGCCGCUGUCCGGUUCGUACCCGCAGUUCGCAACCCCAUACGCAACGCAAGAGGAGCCCUUUCCUUUCAUCUCGUCUCACCAACCGACUCCGCCCAGCUCGACUCCCAAGAUCAAACCCUACAUUCGCAAGCUCUCCUCCAAAGAUGCCACUACCAACCAGGGCGCUCUCGAUCUAUCGAAGUCCACAGCAGAAAAUGGCAGCACCCUCGCAGGACUCGGCAUCAAUGACUUCGUUGGCCAGCGCUCUGCCUCGGACGUCACCUUCUCCCAUUCCUCCACCGGUCGCCGCACACCACACAUGCGUACCGCGAGCGUCAAUUCCACCAUCUCCACCGGCUCCGGCUCCUACAAGCCCUCCCAGCCCUUUAUCCACCCCAUGCGCCAGACCCCAAGCGCCUCAUACACUUCCUACGCCUCCUCCCUAGCCAACUCCGAAGAAGCGCGCGAGAGCAGCGACAUCGUCCUUGACGACGACUUCCAGCUCGGCCAUGGCUUUCGGACGAGACGUAGCGUUUCCAUAUCCUCGACUCCGCAACAGAACGCCCCUACACCGCUUUCGCAGUCGCACACAGCUGCUGAUCUCUGGCCGGCGCCUAACCCAGCGAGCUCCUCGCGAUCGAAACUGGCCAGCCAGAACGGGCGGAAGCGCUCCGCAGACCUGUCGCGGCCGAGCUCUGAUCGCGCGUACUCCUUGCUUUCGACGUCUCGAAAGUCGGAUCCGGAGCAGAGUGUUGAUGAUCGCAUCUCAGCAUUAAGAAAGAAUUUCGCCGAGAAGGAGGCUAGUAAGAGCCAGAAGCGCGAGAAAGAAGAGACAAAAAGACGUGAGAGCGAUCUUGCGAAAGAAGCGAGGAGAGAAGAAAGACAAAGGAGGAAGAGCGAAGCCGAUGACAGGAAGCCUGGCAACGACGGAGGUGAGAGGAGGAGGGUAGGGGUGCAGGCGAGGAGUUAUGAGAGUAUGCGGCCCGGCCGGAUUACUGCGUUGGAGGGGAGGAGGUAUGAAGAGAAAGGUGCGAGGGUCGAUGAGCCGGUAGAGACACAGCCUGAAGGGGGUUGGCAUCGGUUCGUCAGGGCUAUGAGCUGUGGGGGGUGA
Molecule: messenger RNA, 1407 nt
Organism: Saxophila tyrrhenica
Lineage: Eukaryota; Fungi; Ascomycota; Dothideomycetes; Mycosphaerellales; Extremaceae
Exons: 1
Coding region: 1-1407 (468 amino acids)
Source: RefSeq, a predicted model, not a curated record